This is a messenger RNA of Drosophila melanogaster (fruit fly), 569 nucleotides long. RefSeq lists its product as uncharacterized. The record is from RefSeq and is marked reviewed. The transcript is spliced from 2 exons. Lineage: Eukaryota; Metazoa; Arthropoda; Insecta; Diptera; Drosophilidae. Bases 63 to 467 code for a protein of 134 amino acids.
GCAAACGAAUAAAUUAUUUACCUUAGUAUUAGAUCGAAAAAAUAUAUAAAUUUUGUUCUGCAAUGGUUGAUCGUGGAAAUAAUUUGGUACUCCCAGUGGGCCCAUGUUCAACGGAACUAACGGAAUCUCAAGCGAGUUUUGCUCCACCCAAAAUUAAGAAAGUGCUCCCCACUAGAGCAAAUCGCAUGGAACAGUUUCUAUGGCAGGAACUCUUUGCCGAAUACAACCGACAGGCCUCCGCCCAAGUGGAUUUGGGUGAGGAUCGCACGGAGUACUACGACCAGUUCUGCAAGGAUGUGCCACCGAAAAACGAAGAGACCGAGGAAGUUCUGGUCAACAAGUAUCCACUUUACUGCACUACUGCCGUAACAGUAUGGAAUCACGAGGGAGAUUUCACCAAGACUUUCAAAAGAAAAUAUUCUAUUACCAGACCUAUAGAUCUGUGUCCUGAUAAGUUUGCACUUUAGAUGUGGAAAUUGUAUGAGAGUAGUGCCCACAGAAUAUUAUUUAAUUUUGAUCUUUCAUUGUAAAUGUUACAUAAAAAUUAAACUUGCAGUUUGAGAAAUUCU